AUGAAUCAGAACCCGCAAUCAAGUGAAGGAAGACCCGACGACGAUACUGCUCUUUCUGAUUUCCUCGCUUCCUUAAUGGAUUACACUCCCACUAUACCUGAUGAAUUGGUGGAGCAUUACUUGGCCAAGAGCGGUUUUCAGUGUCCUGACGUUCGAUUGACUAGGUUGGUAGCUGUUGCCACUCAGAAGUUUGUUGCUGAAGUUGCAGGAGAUGCACUUCAGCACUGCAAAGCAAGACAAGCAACAAUUCCAAAAGACAAAAGGGACAAGCAGCAGAAGGAUAAACGUUUAGUUUUGACAAUGGAAGACCUAUCAAAAGCAUUGCGUGAGUAUGGCGUGAAUUUAAGGCACCAAGAAUAUUUUGCCGAUAGCCCUUCCACUGGAAUGGAUCCUGCUACUCGAGAAGAAUGA
Molecule: messenger RNA, 411 nt
Organism: Sphenostylis stenocarpa
Lineage: Eukaryota; Viridiplantae; Streptophyta; Magnoliopsida; Fabales; Fabaceae
Source: the annotation of a GenBank genome assembly